AUGUGUUCCGAAAAGAAGGAAUCGUCGAACUUUGGUCUAUUAGAUAUUGUAAAACAAUGUGAUAAUUUCCCUUAUCCGGAGGAAACCGUCGAAAUUCAAAAAUUUAACACCACACCACUUAUACUUAAUGAUACCAAAAUUGGACUUCUACUUCCUUCCGUAAUUCAAGCUUUGCGAAGCUACAAUGAAAAGCACGAGAGCCCCAGUCCUUUCGUCAUUAAAGAAGAUUUAGUCACAUUUUCUCCACAUGUCAACACGUUCGAGAAACGUACAAAAGCUAUUGAACAACUGCUCAACAGCUGGAGGACAGAGAAAACUUUUUCGGCUUUGAAAGGUUGGCGUGACGAGCUGUACCCAGUUUAUGGAGAUCCAAGUGGUCCAUCCAAUAUGGCUUUCGUCAUAGAGCGCGCAGCAACUCCACUUUUUGGAGUAUUAACUUUUGGCGUUCAUUUAACCGGUUUUGUUAAAACGAAAGGUCAUUAUAGGAUUUGGGUUGCCAAACGUUCAAAGACGAAACCGACUUGGCCAGGUUAUUUGGACAAUACUGUUGCCGGAGGGAUACCAUAUAACUUAUCUAUAACUGAAUCCAUCAUAAAGGAAGCCAUGGAAGAAGCUAACUUGCCAAGAGAAAUAGCGAAGGAUUCUGUUCCCGCAGGUGCCAUUACAUACUUUACAGUGACAGAGCGUGGGCUGCAACCGGAAGCACAGUACAUCUAUGAUCUCGAGCUUCCAAUUGACGUGGUACCUAAGCCAUUCGAUGAUGAAGUAGAAUGUUUUUAUCUUUGGGAUAUAAGCAAGGUCAUUGAUCACAUAAAAGCAGGAGAAUUCAAACCUAAUUGUGCACUAGAUUUUUUGAUACGACAUUCCAUAAUCACACCAGAUAAAGAACCCGCAUAUUUAGAUAUUUUGUAUAGGCUUCAUAGAAGACAUGAAUUUCCGGGACCUUCGUUUCAAAGCUGA
Messenger RNA from Acaulospora morrowiae, 960 nucleotides. The record is from the annotation of a GenBank genome assembly. NCBI's taxonomy places the organism in Eukaryota, Fungi, Glomeromycota, Glomeromycetes, Diversisporales, Acaulosporaceae.